This is a messenger RNA of Pistacia vera, 530 nucleotides long. Its product is annotated as calmodulin-like protein 8. The transcript is spliced from 4 exons. Gene Ontology annotation, molecular function: calcium ion binding; enzyme regulator activity. Bases 72 to 530 code for a protein of 152 amino acids. The record is from RefSeq and is a predicted model, not a curated record. Lineage: Eukaryota; Viridiplantae; Streptophyta; Magnoliopsida; Sapindales; Anacardiaceae.
CAAGUGAACUCUAGAGCUCUCCCUUAAAUUCUCAAGUGUUGUAAUUAAUUUCAUUGAAGAAGGAAGGCAAAAUGAGAGAGGGAGAUGCUUUGCCUGAACAACAGAUUAUUGAGUUUCAGCAAGUAUUUUGCCUACUUGACAAGGAUGGAGAUGGUUGUAUUACUAUCAAAGAACUAGUGGCUGCGAUUAGAUCAUUAGAUCAAAAUCCUAUAGAAGAAGAACUUCAUAACAUGAUCAAUGAAGUUGAUAUGAAUGGUAAUAGAACUAUAGAGCUUGGGGAGUUCUUGAAUCUCAUGGCAAGAAAAAUGAAGGAAUGUGAAGCGGAAGAGGAAUUGAGAGAAGCCUUCAAAGUAUUUGACAAGGAUCAAGAUGGUUACAUAUCUCCAAAUGAGUUGACGCAUGUAAUGAUGAACCUGGGGGAGAAACUGACAGAUGAAGAGGUAGAACAAAUGGUUAGGGAGGCUGAUCUUGAAGGUGAUGGUCAAGUUAACUACGAGGAAUUCGUCAGAAUGAUGAUGUUGGGUUUUUAA